AUGUGGCUAUCCACCGCAACCAUCGUCGGCCUCAUCGCCAUUUCCAUUUUCAAAGCCAUCACCCGGUAUACCAAACUCCGUCACUUCCCCGGCCCCCCAUGGACAGCCAUCUCAGACUGGCCACACAGUCUGGCAAUGCUCAGGGGUAACUGCCACAAGUGGUACGCGGAUGUCAGCGAGAAACACGGCCCGGUCGCGCGCGUUGCUCCACGGGUGCUCAUCACCUCGUCGCCCGAGGUCUGGAUGCACGUUAACACGAAGGCUGGCUAUAAGCGCUCCGACUGGUACUACAAUGCCGCGCGGAUCGAGUAUCAGCGGGAUAAUGUCUUUAGCCAGACGGAUAAUGCGAAGCACGAGGCGCGGAGGAAACAGAUGGCGCCGGGGUACUCAGGAAGAGAGAAUCUCGACCUGGAGAAAUCCGUCGACGAACGACUAACCGAACUCCUCCAUCUCAUCCGGAUAAAAUAUCUCUCAUCAGAUACCUGCAUCAUCCCAAUGGAUCUCGCGAAAAAAGUGCAGUAUUUCACCCUCGACGUCAUCAGCUCCGUCGGUCUAGGUAAGACAUUCGGCAUGCUCCAGAGCGAUCGCGAUAUAGACAACUACCUUCAGUCCAGCGAGGAGGGCCUGGCAAUCGGGAACACAGCCUUAGCUAUGGGCUUUAGCUGGCUAACCCAAGCUCCAUUCCUCGGGCUAUUCAUUGCACCGUCGCCUAAAGACAACACUGGAUUCGGGAAGAUGAUGGCGUCGGCAUUCCGUGUCGUCGACGAGCGCGCUGCGAGUUUCUUCUCGGCAUCUAGCAAUAGUAAGGAGAAAUCGGAUAUGCUCGCCUCGUUCAUGCGCCAUGGUCUCUCGGGCGAUGAGCUGCGCUCUGAAGCUCUAGAGCAAAUCAUCGCGGGCUCGGAUACAACUGCUGCUGCGAUCCGGGGUGCGCUUUUGCAUGUUAUCACGAACCCGCGUGUGUAUCGCAAGCUGCAGCGCGAGAUCGAUGAUACAGUUGCCCGAGGUGACGCUCCGGCUUCGAUUCUAAGUACAUCUACUAGGCAAGAUGUCGGCCUUAUUACAACCGCCCAGGCUGCAAAACUCCCAUACCUACAAGCUGUAAUUCGUGAAUCAAUGCGCUUCUUCACCCCCGUUUCGAAUAUCUUUGCGCGCGAUGUCCCCAAAGACGGGGAUACCGUUGUCGUUGACGGGGAGCGCGUCUUCCUCCCUGGCGGCGACGGCGUCUGUAUCGGGUACUCCGCGUACGCCAUGCACCGCAGCGAGCAGAUCUACGGUAAAGACGCAGACGCCUUCCGACCUGAGAGGUGGCUGGAGUCGGAUCCAGAGUCGGAUCCUACCAGGCUGGCGCGCAUGAUACGAACAAACGACCUUGUCUUUGGACAUGGCCAUUUCCGGUGUUUGGGGAGACCCGUGGCGCAGAUUGAGCUUGGGAAGACGGUGUUUGAGCUCCUGCGGAACUUUGAUAUCGCGCUUAUGGAUCCGACGAGGCCUUGGGAUGUCCGGAAUCAUCUUGGGCUGUUUGCUAUUUCGAAUAUGUGGGUUCAGGUUAUGGAGAGGGUUUAA
This is a messenger RNA of Aspergillus puulaauensis, 1563 nucleotides long. RefSeq names its product cytochrome P450. Gene Ontology annotation, molecular function: iron ion binding; monooxygenase activity; oxidoreductase activity, acting on paired donors, with incorporation or reduction of molecular oxygen. The record is from RefSeq and is a predicted model, not a curated record. NCBI's taxonomy places the organism in Eukaryota, Fungi, Ascomycota, Eurotiomycetes, Eurotiales, Aspergillaceae. The transcript has 4 exons. The coding region runs from base 1 to 1563 and encodes 520 amino acids.